Messenger RNA from Stylophora pistillata, 1923 nucleotides. Its product is annotated as tolloid-like protein 2. The record is from RefSeq and is a predicted model, not a curated record. Lineage: Eukaryota; Metazoa; Cnidaria; Anthozoa; Scleractinia; Pocilloporidae. Gene Ontology annotation, molecular function: serine-type endopeptidase activity.
UUUGAGUUUUUGCUCUUGAGCAAAUCAGACCUCGGAAUUUCGUACGCUUCAGAGGAUGUCGACGCCUUUGACCUUGUGGUGUGUGAUUGCUCUCUUUGGUUUGGUUCCAACAGCGUUUUGCAGACCUCGGCAUAUUGGAAAGUCUGUUUCCGAAGUUAAAGCGGGUGAAGUACAGAAAAGGCAGUCAGAAUGCGGAAAUCCGUCGAGUAAUGAACUGAAAAGUCCCAGGUACCCAAGUAACUACCCAAAUAGCAUGAAUUGCGUUUACAGGGUCGAAAUUCCUGCUGGAAAGGCAAUGAACAUCAGCUUUAAUGACUUCAAUCUCGAGAACGCCCACAGUUGCAGGUAUGACUAUUUGAAGAUUGCAAACGAAAAAAGUGAGACAUUUGGUGGGCUCAAUGGAAAGUAUUGUGGUAUUAGAUCUGGAACCGUCCUCGUCACUGGUCAGUACGCUGUGUUCACAUUUCAGUCAGACUCCAGUGUCACACGCAGAGGAUACCACUUAACAUUCACGUUUGUCCCUACCGGCUUUGGUUGUGGAUACCUGCAAAAUAAUCAGCUCACAAGUCCCGGAUAUCCAAACGUUUAUCCCAAUAGGAUGGACUGUACUUAUUGGGUUUACAUCCCCCUUGGCAGGACGCUAAGAAUUUACUUCAGGGACUUUGAAGUCGAGUCACAUCCUAGUUGCAGAUAUGACUAUUUGAGGAUUACCAAUGAAAGGAACGUCACAUUUGGAAAGUACUGUGGCGUCAAGACUGGACGAACUGUAUCUGUGACUGGACGUUAUGCAGUGAUAACCUUCCACUCAGAUACUUCUUUCAGUGGAAGAGGAUAUAACCUGACCUUUUCAUCUGUAAACAGUGGCAGUGGUACUCAGGGCCCACCAACAGGGUACCCCACAAAUCCUCCAUGGUUUACCACAGCACCACCAAACGGUAAUGCUACCCAGGUUCCACCAACAGUGAACACCACAAAUCGACCUUGGUAUACCACAGCACCACCACAAGUUGGUUGUGGAUACGUGCAAAAUAAUCAGCUCACAAGUCCCGGAUAUCCAAACUUUUAUCCGAAUGGGAUGGACUGUACUUAUAGGGUUUACAUCCGACCUGGUGGGACGCUCAGAAUUUACUUCAGGGACUUUGAAGUCGAGUCACAUCCUAGUUGCAGAUAUGACUAUCUGAGGAUUACCAAUGAAAGGAACGUCACAUUUGGGAAGUACUGUGGCGUCAAGACUGGACGGACUGUAUCUGUGACUGGACGUUAUGCAGUGAUAACCUUCCAUUCCGAUGGCUCUGAAAGGGAAAGAGGAUAUAACCUGACCUUUUCAUCUGUAAACAGUGUUUUCACCACACCAAGACCAAGCUCGGUUUAUCCAACGGCUGGUACUGCGUUUCCAUCCAUUGGACCAUCCCCCGAUGCAAAGAGUAAACUUCAGUACCUUAUCAACGUGUUCCGAUACCUCUUAAAUCAGAUGGAGUAUGUUGUGAACAACGAGGUUCCCACCAAUUCCAGUGUGUCCGUCAGGGAAUACAAAGCUCGAGUCCAAAGAGCUGUUGCCGAUGUCCACGAUGCACUGCAGGCUGAAGGAAGGCAGAAGCGUGACGUUGGGAGUGUGGAGAUGAUUAGCCAGUUGGAAAAGAAGGCUGACGAUCUGAUAACACGACUGCAAAUCAAAGAAGAUCGAUACAAGAGAAGUGCCCUUAAAAGGAAAGUUGCUAUUCGGAAUGCUAAGAAAGCUCACUGAUCACAUUGACAGAAUCAAAGCAACUAAAAACACUAAGAAGAAAGGUGAUGCUAGAAGAGAAAUAAGCGUAGAGAAAGAAAAUGAACCCGAGAUAUUCUAAAAAUGCUCAAUAAUAGCUAAGCUGUGGGGAUUGGGUGUGCAUAUUUUAAUCAAAGAAGUGAAUAAAAGAACAUAUGGCA